AUGUUAAUAUUAAUAUUAAUUGUCACAGAAGCAUUUAUCGCAUCAAAUAAAAAUAAUUUGACGUUAGAUCAAAUUAUAGGAAAAAUAUCCUAUACUAACAAUUCUGGUAGAUUAAUCAAAAACAUAUCACCAGUAAUUAAUUCUGGCGGCAAAUACUUGAGCUGGGAAGAUACAAUCCCUGAUAAUACAAUGACUGCAGUUUUACUACCAAAAUGUUUCGACAAUAGUGGAAUAUUGAAUUAA
Messenger RNA from Entrophospora sp. SA101, 243 nucleotides. The record is from the annotation of a GenBank genome assembly. Lineage: Eukaryota; Fungi; Glomeromycota; Glomeromycetes; Entrophosporales; Entrophosporaceae.